AUGAGCUCCUCGGUAAAACCUCUCACCACCUUUGAGAGCUUCGGUAUCGGAGGACUUGCCGCAUGCACAGCGGUUACACUAUCAAACCCAGCCGAAGUAGCCAAAACCCGUUUACAACUUCAAGGCGAGCUUCAGUCCAAAGGCGCACCCAAGGUUUAUAAGAACGUUUUUGACGUGUUUAUCAAGACAUGGAAGAAUGAAGGGAUCAGAGGCGUACAGAGAGGGCUGGGCCCAGCAUAUGUAUACCAGAUACUUUUGAACGGAUCUCGUCUUGGGUUCUACGAGCCGUUUCGUCGUUCGUUCAACUCUGCCAUUGGCCGGCAGGGCACCGAACAAGUGUUCGCUACAUCUAUCGCAGCAGGGGCUGCCAGUGGCCUAGUAGGAGCCUGUCUGGGGAAUCCCCUUUUUCUAAUCAAGGCUCGAAUGCAAGCGUAUUCGCCAGCACUUCCUGUUGGCGCACAGCACUACUAUCGCAAUUCGUUCGCAGCUUUGGCGGAGAUAUUUAAAGCCGAAGGCCUAAGGGGGUACAUUCGCGGUAUGGACGCGGCCAUUCUACGAACAUGCAUGGGAUCUUCUGUUCAAUUACCGAGCUACAACUGGGCAAAAACGACACUGGUCAAGAAUGGCAUUGCAAGCGCCGAUAGUACAUGGACAUUUUUGGCGAGUAGCACGGUAUCGGGCAUAUGUGUGUGUCUGGUAAUGCAACCUGCAGAUACCGCCCUCACUCGCAUGUAUAACCAACCGACAGUCCCUGGUCCGAACGGUCGAAUGGUUGGCGCCCUAUACAAGAACCCCAUUGACUGUCUGUGGAAGACACUGAAAAUCGAGGGGCCGUUGGCUUGGUACAAAGGUUCCACGGCGCAUUUUCUUCGCAUCGCUCCGCACACAAUCGUGACACUGACAGCCAACGAGAUCUAUAUGGCACUGUACCAAAAGGCCUUUUUAUAG
Rhizoctonia solani is the source of this 948-nucleotide messenger RNA. Its product is annotated as mitochondrial carrier protein. Gene Ontology annotation, cellular component: mitochondrial inner membrane. The coding region runs from base 1 to 948 and encodes 315 amino acids. The record is from RefSeq and is a predicted model, not a curated record. Gene Ontology annotation, molecular function: ATP:ADP antiporter activity. Gene Ontology annotation, biological process: mitochondrial ATP transmembrane transport; mitochondrial ADP transmembrane transport. NCBI's taxonomy places the organism in Eukaryota, Fungi, Basidiomycota, Agaricomycetes, Cantharellales, Ceratobasidiaceae. The transcript has 12 exons.